Messenger RNA from Nymphaea colorata (pocket water lily), 1932 nucleotides. RefSeq names its product transcription factor bHLH112-like. Gene Ontology annotation, cellular component: nucleus. NCBI's taxonomy places the organism in Eukaryota, Viridiplantae, Streptophyta, Magnoliopsida, Nymphaeales, Nymphaeaceae. Bases 117 to 1520 code for a protein of 467 amino acids. Gene Ontology annotation, molecular function: protein dimerization activity; RNA polymerase II cis-regulatory region sequence-specific DNA binding; DNA-binding transcription factor activity, RNA polymerase II-specific. Gene Ontology annotation, biological process: regulation of transcription by RNA polymerase II. The transcript has 7 exons. The record is from RefSeq and is a predicted model, not a curated record.
UCUUUUUUCGUUAGACCGCCAGUUUCGGACAAACAAAUCAGCUCAAAGGUAAGAGAGGGAGAGAAGUUGCAGAGGGGAAAGAGGAGGAAGAAGAAGUUGAAGUGGAGGCGGUGGACAUGGCGGAGGACAUGCAGAGUGGAGUCUGCAGCGGAAAUUGGUGGAUGCGGAGCGGCACUGGUGGUGGGUAUGCCGGGACCUCCGCGUCUCCUUGCUCGGCCACAGCCGCCGUGAGCGAGAUGGGCAGCUUCAGCUGGUCGGCCUCGGACGUUACGGAGAUGAAGGGCAGGUCGGGCGAGGAGUCCGUGGACAAUCACUCGGCUUCCCUCUCCGUUGGCAGCUCCAUGGUCUUCCAAGAAGCGCCGCAUAAGGCGGAUACCAGCGGCGUGGCCAUGGAUUCAUCGCUGCAGCUCGUUGGCUUCGGUCUCUCGUCUUCGGCGCCGGCACCGGCGCCUGAUUGGAGCCAUGCCUUGAUGCGUGGAGCUGGAAGAGCAGAGAGCAGCUUACAGACCAUGAUUCAGGACGAAGACCUGAACUCCCGGACGAUUUUCCGGCAACCGAUGCCUUCCGGACACUUUCAGAGGGAUUGGACAACUGGGGAGGAUUCGAACAUCAAUUCCCUGAAGCAAAUUCAUCAACACAACUUGUUUGGUCUAGAGCAGCGCCUGAAUUCUGGCGAAUGUUCGGCCACUGGCCGAAGUGUUGCGGUGAAUAACAUGGGCCAUUAUGGGUAUCCUCCACCUAUGAUGCAAGGAUACGUCGAUCAGGAGUCUCAGCUGUUGAGCAUGCCGUCCAUGAACUACCGCUUGAACUCACAGCCAUUGUUUUCAGACGAGUUUCCUCAAAAUUGGUCUAAAUUCCCACAAUUUCUCAGACAGUCUUCUUCGUCUUCAUCACCACCUAAACAACAGAUCAAUACCCAAUUACAGUUCGCGAACAAUGGGCCUUUCUGGAAUGCAACAACAACCAUGGCGGCCGAGAUUCGACCUACUUUAUAUGCAUCUUCACCAUCACAAUUUCUUGCUCCAACGAUGGAAGAGAAGCCCAGUUUACAUAACAUCAUGGUAAAGCGGAGUUGUGAAGAAACCGGUGAUGCGAGCUCGUCAGACUUGAAGAAAAGCAGCACUCCUGAAUCAACAUUCAAAAGGCCUAGAUUGGAUACACCAUCACCAUUACCAACGUUUAAGGUUCGUAAAGAAAAGCUAGGUGACAGAAUCACUGCGCUGCAGCAACUAGUUUCUCCCUUUGGGAAGACCGAUACAGCAUCAGUCCUUCACGAAGCAAUUCAGUACAUCAAAUUCCUCCAUGAUCAAGUCAAUGCGCUCAGUAAUCCAUAUAUGAAAAGUGGGAUUCAGAUACAACAUCAACAUCCACAGAAUUCUGAUAAAUCAAAGGACCAGGAAGGCCCCAAACAGGAUCUCAGGAGCAGGGGACUGUGCCUGGUCCCCAUCUCCAGCACCUUCGUGAAUAAUGAAACAGCUGCCGACUUCUGGACACCAACUUUUGGAGGGCAUUACAGGUAGAGGAGGAAAAGCGGAAAACAAGAAUUAGAGGAACUAAUUCUCUACAAGUUGGGUUUCAACCCAAAGCAAGUUGUGAACGGAAUACAGUUGAAUUGAAAGGAUCAAAAGGAAAACGGAGAGAAUGAAAGAACUUAAAAGAAAGGAAAAAGGGAGAAGAAGGAGAAAGGGAAAAAAUAAUAGAAGAAAAAAGGAAAGCCGAAGGAAGAAGAGGACGACUGUGGCUUUUGGUUGUAAAAGCAGGAAGAAAAAGGAGGAGGUGACAGUUCGGGGACAAGGCGUGUUGGGACAGCUACAGGUGAACUGAUGCUGGGCGGCCAAGAUAUGAGGGAUCGGAUGAUCAGAAUUUUUAGCAUGUAAUAAUUCUUGUUCAAGUAACUGAAUACCAUUAUAAUAAGAUUAAAAUUCGCAUCCA